UGCAAAAAUGUCUACAGAUGAUUCAAGACAAAAAGGAGUGUGGCGACAAACAAGAGCACUUUUUUAUAAGAAUUGCUUAGUUAAAUGGAGAACCAAGAAGAGUAGUGUUCAGGAAAUACUGCUUCCACUUUUCUUUUUAUUCUGGCUAAUAUUAUUGAGCAUGAUGUAUCCGAAUAAGAAAUAUGAUGAGGUGCCUGAUUCUGAUCUUUAUUCUGUGGAUCACUCUAGUAUUUCUGAGUUUGUUGUUGGCUACACACCAGUGAACAAUCUGACGAGAAAAAUCAUGCACAAAAUGUCUGCAGAAUAUUUUACAGAAGGAAUCACUACUGAAGAAUUUCUAACUGAGCAAGAAAUGCAAGAGGCUACAUUUCGUAGUCCCCAAAACUUUGUGGGUGUAAUAUUUAAGGAUUCUAUGUCUUAUCAACUCAGAUUUCCUCCUACAAAGGUUCCUGUUUCUGCAAUUCACAUGGAAUCAAGAGCCAGUUGUCCAAAUCCAUCCAAGUUAUGUGAAGCUGAAACCUACUGGCGAUAUGGAUUUACGGCUCUCCAGAUCUGCAUUGAUGCAGCUAUUAUUCAGCUGAAGACUAAUCACUCAGUUUUGGAACAACUGGAACAAACAAAAUCUGUCAUGAUGGGGGAAUCUGCUAUUUUGGAAAUAGAUAAUUUUCCUCGUGCCAUCAUUCUGAUUUACUUAGUGAUUGCCUUUUCGCCUUUUGGUUAUUACUUGGCAAUCCAUAUUGUGGCAGAAAAAGAGAAGAAAAUAAAAGAAUUUUUAAUGAUAAUGGGCCUUCAUGACACUGCCUUUUGGUGAGUAAGUUCCUUAGCGCUUCAUUUUAAACAACUGCAGCAGCUCUUGUUCAGUUAUACAAUUUGAGAGAAAAGGUACAGCAUCUUGAUUGUGACCCAAAGUAAAAAAGUCUUUUUUUAGAAAACAUUUCAGGCUGCUAGUCUAUUUCUUAGUUUGGAUAGAUAUGACUACAUUGUGAUAUAUUUUAAACACUGAGCUAUGUGAAGAAUCGGAUGCAAUUUUGAAAAUAAAAGUGAUACUUGUAAUGUUUGCAGUCUAUGGUCACAAUUAUAUCA
This is a messenger RNA of Pantherophis guttatus, 1083 nucleotides long. NCBI's taxonomy places the organism in Eukaryota, Metazoa, Chordata, Lepidosauria, Squamata, Colubridae. The record is from RefSeq and is a predicted model, not a curated record.